UUGGUGACUUGCGGUAGUGAAUCAAGAAUACUAGCAUUUGCAGGUCACGAAAAUAUAAAUAAGGCGAUGGUGACAAGGCGAGGAAAAAGUAUAUUGUUUCACGAAAACUACAUUGACAUAGCUCACAUUUACGAUAUUGGAUUAAUCUUUUUAGAAAGAGGUUUACCUUUAGGAAACACAAUGAAAAGAGUGAUACUUACCAAACAAAAUAGUGUCGGGCUUACCGCCGUGGUUGCGGGAUGGGGACUUAUAAAUGACGUAACAAGGGAGCGCACCCACAUCCUAAGGUCAGCUAAACAAGAUAUAAGGCCGAUUGAUACUUGUUUUGUAGACAGACGGCGACUGCCUGGUAUGACUUGCGCAGGCAGUACCAAUAUGUAUCUGCCAAGACCUACUGUAGGAGAUUCCGGCAGUGCUCUUGUCAUCGAGAAUAACAAGCAGAUCGGCUUAGUGUCCUUCAGAUUCACGUUACGCCCUGGUCUUGUAUUUUACACUAACACCUCUUACUUUUACGAUUGGAUCAAAGAAAAUUCGCAAUUUUUAUUACAAUGUAAAAUUAACAAUGCCCAAAAUGAGAAAAGACAUUACUACGAAUUGAAUUAA
Messenger RNA from Parnassius apollo (apollo), 603 nucleotides. NCBI's taxonomy places the organism in Eukaryota, Metazoa, Arthropoda, Insecta, Lepidoptera, Papilionidae. The record is from the annotation of a GenBank genome assembly.